This is a messenger RNA of Danio aesculapii, 5753 nucleotides long. RefSeq names its product DEAD (Asp-Glu-Ala-Asp) box helicase 6 (gene ddx6). Gene Ontology annotation, biological process: P-body assembly; cytoplasmic stress granule assembly. The record is from RefSeq and is a predicted model, not a curated record. Gene Ontology annotation, cellular component: P-body; cytoplasmic stress granule. Lineage: Eukaryota; Metazoa; Chordata; Actinopteri; Cypriniformes; Danionidae. The transcript has 14 exons. Gene Ontology annotation, molecular function: ATP binding; mRNA binding; RNA helicase activity. The coding region runs from base 535 to 1989 and encodes 484 amino acids.
AUGACUGGAAGCCAUCUUACACACUCGCUUUACACCCCGAAAUAUAUGUCAGAACUCUACACCUAUAAUUCACAAACACAAACACACUGAAAGAUAUUCUCUGCCACGUUUGGUGGAAAACCUUUUGAAAUUGCCUAUGUUAACUAAUUUGAAAGAACGGAAUGGACAGAACAAUUGAAAAGACUAACACUGGCUUCCUGGCCCCUUGUCUGUGAAACUUUCCUUUUGCAGAAAAGAAAUUUGCUCAUUAAUGGAAGGAUAAUUGACGCUAAGCUUCCUGCUUGUAACAUCUGUGACCUGUUGCUUGAGUGACAUUCAUAUUGAGAUGUUCCACAAGAGACUUUCAUAUUGAGGAACAAGCAACUGGUGAAAAAAAAUAUUGCUUUAACUUUUUUUUUGCUUUCGUGCGCUUUGGACACUGAGAAAGCUGUGGGAAGGACGACUUGCAAAUUUUUUUGCAAGACCAUCAAGAGAAAGGAUUAUCUCCACUGUUGUUUCUUGUCGCUCACUGUUUCAAGAGAGAAUAUUUAAGUCAUGAGUACAGCCAGAAUGGAGAACCCAGUGAUUCUGGGACUGUCAAAUCAGAACGGCCAAAUGCGAGGCUCUGUAAAGCCAGCAGGGGGUCCCGGUGGAGGUGGAGGAGGGUCCCAAACAACGCAGCCUGCCCAGGUCAAAGCCUCUAGCACAGUCAACAAUGGCAACUCCCAGCCUGUACCCACAGCCAACACUAUCAUCAAGCCUGGGGAUGACUGGAAGAAGAAUCUAAAGCUUCCUCCAAAAGAUUUGCGGAUGAAAACAUCAGACGUGACGGCGACCAAGGGAAAUGAGUUUGAAGAUUAUUGCCUAAAACGAGAGCUGCUUAUGGGCAUCUUUGAAAUGGGCUGGGAGAAACCGUCACCUAUACAGGAGGAGAGCAUUCCCAUUGCGUUGUCUGGGAGGGACAUUCUGGCCAGAGCCAAGAACGGCACAGGAAAAAGUGGCGCCUACCUCAUUCCCUUACUUGAACGCAUAGACCUGAAGAAAGACAGCAUACAAGCGGUGGUCAUUGUGCCCACUAGAGAACUGGCUCUUCAAGUGAGCCAGAUCUGUAUCCAGGUCAGCAAACACAUGGGCGGGGUCAAGGUCAUGGCAACUACAGGUGGCACCAACCUUCGUGAUGACAUCAUGAGACUUGACGAAACGGUGCACGUCGUCAUCGCCACUCCAGGAAGAAUUUUAGACCUCAUCAAAAAGGGAGUGGCCAAAGUCGGUCAAGUACAGAUGAUCGUGUUGGAUGAGGCAGAUAAGCUCUUGUCACAGGAUUUUGUACAGAUGAUGGAGGAGAUGCUGAGCUCUUUGUCCAAACAAAGGCAAAUUUUGCUGUACUCGGCCACAUUCCCACUGAGUGUGCAAAAGUUCAUGAACUCUCAUCUCCAGAAGCCCUAUGAGAUAAACCUGAUGGAGGAGCUGACCCUGAAGGGGGUUACUCAGUAUUACGCCUAUGUGACUGAAAGGCAGAAAGUCCAUUGUCUUAAUACUCUAUUCUCUAGGCUCCAGAUCAAUCAGUCCAUAAUCUUCUGCAAUUCGUCCCAGCGAGUGGAACUCCUGGCUAAAAAGAUCUCACAGCUUGGGUACUCCUGUUUCUACAUUCAUGCCAAGAUGAGGCAGGAACACCGAAACCGCGUGUUCCAUGACUUCAGAAACGGCUUAUGUCGAAAUCUCGUCUGCACUGAUCUCUUCACGAGAGGAAUUGAUAUUCAAGCUGUGAAUGUGGUGAUCAACUUCGAUUUUCCCAAACUUGGGGAGACGUACCUCCAUCGCAUUGGCAGAUCUGGCCGAUUUGGACACUUGGGUCUUGCCAUUAACUUGAUCACUUAUGAUGACCGCUUUAACCUGAAAGGUAUUGAAGAACAGCUGGGUACUGAAAUCAAGCCCAUUCCCAGCAGUAUUGACAAGAGUCUAUAUGUGGCCGAGUACCACAGUGAGAGCGGAGAGGAGGUUAAACUGUGAGCAGGAGAGAUCACCAAUCCUUUGUCCCCUAUCCCAACCCUUUUCCUUCCCUACUGUGUCAAGGGAAUAGGGGAUUUUUUUUUUUCUUUCAACUAUAUCUUCUUUCUGUCUUCCUCUUCCCCCUCCUUUUUUUUUUUUUUUUCUUCUGUUUUGUGCCACCACAAGGAAUGUUUCGAUGGCCCAAUAUUCGGGAAGGACUCAUGGCCCACUAAAGGACUGCUGCACCAAUAUUUUCAUCCUGAAGACUUCAGAUCACAUGAUGAGGAGGGAAAGAGGGGACAUGAGGAUUUAUCACCCAAGAAAAGAAACAAUUCAUCGCCUUUAAGCACAUCCACACCCCACAGUCUCUCUGUCCCUCUGCUCAUAUUCAUGUUUCUAGUCAUUUGAAACAAGUGCCUUAACAGUCUAACUUGUUCAAAAAGUAAUAACCUGAUGAUUUUUUUUUCUCCCCUCAUAAGACAUCGCUUUUUUUAACUCCCCUUCUUUGGCUUUUAGUAUUGCUUGUCUGCCCCAACACGUUUGGCAUCAGAAGAAUAAUUUUGCAUUUGUCACCUGUAGUUUAUUGGGGCAGCAAAGAAAAGGAUUGCACAGUGGGAGAAAGGAUGAGGCAGCAAAUUGUGCUGUACUUUGACUAUGUUGUAAAAAGAAGCCCCUUGCAGGAGAACUGAGAUGAUAUCAGUGAGCAUAAUGACAAUGAUGGGGUCUGAUCUUCUUGUGGCAAGCUUUCAAAAGUCCCACACGGCUCAAGGAUUCACAAGGAUUUUGUUUUUCCCCUUCAUCUGCUCAUGGAACAUGCCAUGCCUCUAGAGACCCAUAACUCUUUCCCUCUGUCUUCAGCGGGCCAACACUAAGACUAGACCAGACUCAGACCAGCCUUUCUCAUUGGCCAUGAGGAAUCUCUCUUUGAGACUAAUGUGGAUUUCUUUCUCUUUUUUUGACCCCUCCCUCAUUUCUUUUUUUCUAUCCUCUUCCAAUUUCAUCCUGAUUUCGGUGCAGUUUUGCAUUCUUGGGUAGGCACUCUGUCCUAAAUGUGCCAUUUAUACAGAUCUGGCACAUUUGUAAACAUUUUGUAAAUACUUCAUUUAUUUUUUUUUAAAUGGAUUGUUUUAAAACAAGCUAAAAGGCUGGAUGAACAUUUGAGCAGAAUGUUGGAAAGAUAUUUAAAAUCCAGGAUCCUGUCAGCACUGGUUGGCACCAUUUUGUUUGCUUAUUUCCCCUUUUCCAUCCCCCUUCAUGGGGAAAUAAGUUUGAAGUUUAAACCUUCCAGGUAAUGCGCCACCGUUGUUUUGUUAUCGCAAGAAAUGAGUUCACACUUGCUUUAUUUUUAUUUUAAAACUCAAAACUCUGUUCAAUGGUUUUGAGUGUCGUUCUCUGGUGGUUUCAGCAGGUGGUGCAGUUGUUCAGAUUUGCAGUUAUUAACUCAUCCGUUUUCCAGUGUUGACAUGUUUCCUGACAUGGGUCGCUCAAAUAAAUAGCCUCAUUUAUGCGUUGUGAAAACAUGAGGCUUAAUUGCUUUCCAGCCUUUUGCUUGUAACACUGACUUAUGAGCACUCAGCGGGGUCCCUGAGCCUGGGUGACUCUAAUCAUAGAGAUAAUUUAAUAUUUUCAUCAUGUAAUAGUGCUACUCGCUGCAGUGCAGCUCAAAUUGGCAACGUGCAAAAAUCUAGAAUUUCUAAGCGAGAUGUGUAGCUGUUACAUGGGUCUGUGUUCACUGCCAUCGGCACUAGGACAUGACUUCAAACAGACCAUUAGGGGUGGGAGGAUUGAAAGACUUGGUGGUUCCCAUUGGAAAAAGGAAAAAAAUGGACAAAAAAAUACUCAACUGGAUGCCAAGACUUGAUGGACUGACAUAAUGUAGCGGCAGAAACAUGCAGUGCAUUGUGAGUCAGCAGGCUUUUUUUUUUUUCUCGUUUUGUAAAAAGACCAUGAUCUUAAGAUGCUGCACAGACUUAACAGAAGAAUCUAAAUCUUUGCAGUGUGAGCUGCACUUAAGUUUGAACUUAGUUCAAGGGUUGGGCAAUAAUACAGGCUGCACACAGGCUUGGAGCACUUCCUCAUUUAGGCUAGAGGUGUAAAGACCAUAGGGGAGUUUAAAUUUUAUUUUUUUUGAGGAAGAAUUGUGGCAGGGAUGAGGGUAUUUAAUGUGGGAUGUGGGUAUUUCAUGGGUGCUGAUAACCAAAUGAUUUAUUAUUUUUGUUUCUUUGCAGCAGAAUAUUCAUCCCCAUCACCCCUAAACACUAAUAGCCUUUAAAGAUUUGAGUGAUUUAUUUUUUUCCCCCUCUCUGGGGAUUGAAAUGGGCUUGCUUGAGACACUUUAGCUCAGGGGUGUCCAAACUCUGUCCUGGAGGGCCGGGGUCCUGCUGAGUUUAGCUCCAACUUGGUUCAACACACCUGCAGGAAGUUUCCAGUAUAUCUCGUAAGAGCUUGAUUGGCUGCUUCAGGUGUGUUUGAUUAGGGUUGGAGCUAAACUCUCCAGGACACCGGCCCUCCAGGACUGAGUUUGGACACCCCUGCCUUAGCCCUUCUGCUGCUUUUUCACUAAGUUAUGCAUUUGACCCGUGAUGUUUUGAGGGUGUUCUUUUAUAUGGGGUGGGUUGAAGGUUGGGAGGGAUACAAUUUAUGCCUUUUUGUGAUUAUUAGCACAAUUUGCUUUGAAUUUUUUACGUUGGACUUAAACAUCACCAACGUCCCCGUUAGAAAGUCAAAUACAGGUGAGAUGUUUUGUUUUCUUUCCAUUUUUGGAUUGGCAUUGCCGACUGUGAAGGCUAUUGAUACAAUUAAGGACAUUUGUGCCAACCGUGUGGUUGGUUACCCAAAUUUUGGCCAAGAUUAUAAUUUCUCACAAUCCUCAAAAUGCAGCCUUUUCCACAGUAGCCAUGCUUGAAUCCGGCCUCAUAUUCUCUUCUCUAUAGCGUUCCCCUCUGGUGUGCACAGAUUGUUCACCCAACUAAUCCGCUUUAGUUUCUUCUGGGGGCUUUUUAAAACAGAUCUGCUCUAGAGAGGAGAAUGUGAGUUUCUGGGCAUUUGGCAGCAGCCCAGUGUUUUUCAGUAACCACUUGCUGUGGAAAUCACAGUUCGUUCUUGUGAUGCUGUAAAUCAGCAUGUGAUUGGAUGUGCUGUGGUCUUUGCAAUGGUGGUUGGGGUUUUGAUUUUCAUUUUAAGCUUUGUUUUUCCCUUUCAUUUCGAAGAAUAGAGUUGGAGAACAUCUCACCUGUUUAAGAGUUGUUUUCGGAAGCUUCAGCAAAUUUCAUAAUGGAAAUCCACUCAUUCUUCAGUGUAUUAUUUUAUUUAUUUGUAUUUAUUUUUUGUAUUUGGUUGGGUGGGAAGGUUUUUUAUUUAUUUUUUUGGCUGCUCUGAUGUAUUGUUCUAAUUCCAGCACUUUACCAUUCCCAUGUGUUCAGUGUUGGAAGUAUUUGAAUACAUCAGUUUGGGUUAGUGGGUGGGAGGGAUGGGGUUAAAUUUGGCUUAAAAGAAAAAUUAAAAAUGAACACACAGGAGUUCAGGGUGAGGAAAAUUCAAUCUCUAACCUUUGCCCUUAAAUUUGAGAUGUUUGUUUUCUUUCUGUUUGGAUAUUGCAAAUGAACAACUAAACUCAAGAGAAAUCCAAAGUAUUGUUUUGUUUCUCCUUUUUCAAUUUGGACCGUUUCAAUUGGCUUUCUUUUGUUUCUCAGUGAUGCUGCAUUUUUAAAGAGUUGAGAUGUGUGAAUGCAAUGGUUAACAUCUGUCAUGGUUUUUGUUUGAUAAUAAAGCUCACUGAAGUUCCA